CUCAUCUCAAUUUGACUUUGCUUAUCGUCAUCGAUUGUUUUAUUAUUGUUGCUUAAGAUUGUAGUUUCAUGAGGCUUUUGCAUUCGCUAUUGGCUUUAUUCGGUUAUAUUUACAUGCAAAUUAUGGGGUUUUCCCCUAGAUGAACUCUUAAUUGGAUCCAAUAACCUUUCAUUUUUAAUUAGGUUUCAUAAUUCUUUUCAAAAUUUUCAUUUUAUGAUAUAUUUUUUUCUUUUAAGAAGUUUAACCUAAUUGUGAUUUUCCAUUUUUUAACUGCAGAAUAAUUUUUCUAGGUUUUAUUUUCCUUUGUUAUUUGAUUGCUAUUCUGUCACACUUCUUGCUGCUUCAGAAAGGAACUAACAUAGUUGGUCCUUGUUCUUCUUCUGCUACUUCUUAUGAAAUAGCUUUUGAAGUUUAAGUUCGGCCAUUUUCCCUUUAAGGUUGACAGAAUGAGAGGAAAAGGGUCAAGAGCUGAGAACUACUUUGUUUUGAAUACUGGAGCCAAGAUUCCAGCUAUAGGGCUUGGGACAUGGCAAUCCGAAGGCGACAUCUGCAUUGAAGCUGUGACAGCAGCAUUAAAGGCUGGAUAUCGACACAUAGAUUGUGCACAUCUAUAUGGAAAUGAGGUUGAAGUAGGCAAAGCACUGGCAGAAGCCUUUGAUGGCGGACUUAGGAGGGAAGACUUGUUCUUGACUUCUAAGCUGUAUUUUCCUUCUAAUUCUUAUAGGAGGGUUGAGAAUUCUGUUAGAGUUUCUCUUGAAAGUCUUGGUGUGUCCUAUUUAGAUUUGUAUCUUGUACAUUGGCUUGAGAGUUCAGCUCUGGAAGAUGCCACAGACCCUCCUUUGAAAUCAGGGAAUCAAUAUAAGCAGUUCUUGCAGCGGUUGAAACCGACAUGGAAAGCUAUGGAAGACUUAGUGGAGAUGGGCCUUGUUCGUGCCAUUGGCAUUAGCAAUUUCACUAUUCCUCAAAUCAAUGAACUACUUCAGUUUGCUAAAAUUGUUCCGGCUGUUAACCAGGUGGAGUUGCAUCCAUUCUGGAGGCAGGAUGAACUUGUAAAGUUUUGCCAACAGAGUGGUAUUCAUGUUUCAGCUCAUACUCCUCUGGGAGUGCCUGCAAGUAAUCCUAGCAUGAACACAGGUUCUGGCUUUUCAGAUAGUGGCUCAGAAGAUGAGCCUGGAACUCCUAGAAUAGCUUUCAGAAGAUCGAGAUCGGUUCAUGGACCAAUGCUGAAGCUUUCUGUUGUUGGAGACAUUGCCGAACAUCAUAAGAAGACACCUGAACAGGUGAUUUUGAGAUGGGGAUUACAAAGAGGCACUAGUGUCUUACCUUGCAGCCUAAAGCCUAAUAGAAUUAUAGAGAACAUUGAUAUUUUCGAUUGGUCGUUGUCAGACGAAGAGUGGAAUCGACUCAACAGAAUAGAGCCCCAGAUCUGCCUAUUUGGAAAUUGGCCAGUUAACACAUCUGAAAGCGGGUUGCUUUCUGGAAGGGGUCCUCUUCAGGCUGUGCACGAGGUUGAAGAUGAUGACACUGAAGACAGCUCUUGACUUCUUGCAUGUAAUGAUGAAUAUCUUUACAGAAUUCCUUUAUUUACCAAGAGAAGAAUAUAUAUAUUAAUGAGAUUUCUGCUGAAACCAUAAUAUGUUACUGUGAUGUCUAUAUGUCAAAUGAAAAUAAUUAAUUUUUUC
This is a messenger RNA of Dendrobium catenatum, 1682 nucleotides long. RefSeq names its product aldo-keto reductase family 4 member C10-like. The transcript is spliced from 4 exons. Gene Ontology annotation, molecular function: aldose reductase (NADPH) activity. The record is from RefSeq and is a predicted model, not a curated record. Gene Ontology annotation, cellular component: cytosol. The coding region runs from base 447 to 1541 and encodes 364 amino acids. NCBI's taxonomy places the organism in Eukaryota, Viridiplantae, Streptophyta, Magnoliopsida, Asparagales, Orchidaceae.